Messenger RNA from Cylindrotheca closterium, 345 nucleotides. NCBI's taxonomy places the organism in Eukaryota, Bacillariophyta, Bacillariophyceae, Bacillariales, Bacillariaceae. The record is from the annotation of a GenBank genome assembly.
AUGAAAGCUGAUUAUGAAGAGCACAAUGCUAUUCUGAUCGCUUGUUGCAUGAUGAAGAUCAAGGCCAAGUUUGAUACUGAAGAAGGUCUGAACUUCAUCCAACAGUAUUACAUCAAUCAAGGACUGAAGAAGUUUGGUGAUGAUGGAAAGGAUGCUGUGGAUAAGGAAUUGAGACAAAUGCUUCUGAGAGAUUGUUUCACUCCCAAAUUUGUUAGAGACAUGACCGCGUCUGAGCAAAAGAAGACCCGAUCAGCGAUGAUGUUACUAGCGGAGAAGCAAUUUGAAAAGACAAUUAUAGGUUGCCUCGUAUACCAAGGCGUUGGAACUCGUGAAUGGUUAUUGUGA